Messenger RNA from Aureobasidium musti, 555 nucleotides. NCBI's taxonomy places the organism in Eukaryota, Fungi, Ascomycota, Dothideomycetes, Dothideales, Saccotheciaceae. The record is from the annotation of a GenBank genome assembly.
AUGGCUUCCUCAACAACAACAAAACCAACAAAAUCCGACCACAAAACCCCAGCCUUCCCAACCACAGCAAACAACCUCCAAGACCUCCUCCAAUACACCUCCCACGCCUCCGGCCACGGUCUAAUUUCGCUGGUAUCUCUUCCCGCCGGUUCUCUCUUCGCCCCCAUUUCCUCCUACACACCUUGCAUCCACCCCCAAUGGCAUACCCUCCAAACCUCUGCCUCGUCCCACAUCUCCCUAGACUCUGCAUUUACGUACCUCAACCAUUCCUGUUUUCCUACCCUCGAAAUCGAUACCAAGGCUAUGGAAGUCAGGGUGGCUAGGGAUAGAGAGUUGAGGAAGGGAGAUUUGUUGAGUUUCUUUUAUCCGAGUACGGAGUGGAGUAUGGAUAGGGGCUUUGAGUGUUUGUGUGGAGAGAAAGAGUGUGUGGGAUUAGUCAAGGGUGCUAAGGAGAUGGAGAGAAAAGAAUUGGAGAGGUGGUUUGUUAAUGGGUAUAUUUGGGACUUGAAGGAGGAGCAAGAGAAACAAGACACGAGUAUGGGAAAAACACAUUGA